UUACAGCUGUCCUGCUUAGCACUCGGCCCAUGAAAGAGUUUACUCUAACACCUGAACAAGUGCAGAAAUUCGACGAGGACGGAUAUUUAAUAAUCGAGAACUUCCUCCCAGAAUUACAAUGUGACCUCCUUAAACAAACAAUAAAAGAUGUUAUUGACCAGCAUCUUGACUUGGAGACCCAUCCAAAAACCAUGUUCACAACUUACCAAGCCAACAAAGCCAAACCUGACACUCACAUGAUGACUGACUACUUCUUAAACAGCGGGGAUGGGAUCAACUUCUUUUUUGAGGAAGGAGCAUUUUCCAAGGAGACUAACGAGCUAGCUUAUUCUAAAUACGAUGCUGUUAACAAGAUAGGACACGCUCUCCACACAGAUGUUCCAGAGUUUAAGGAAGUAGCUCAGGGGGAUGGUAUCAAGAACAUAUGCAAAGCACUGGGUAUCAAGAAACCCACUCUUCCCCAGAGCAUGUAUAUCUUCAAGUCAGGUGGGUUGGGUGGCCCGGUGACACCUCACAAAGAUAAUUCCUUCCUCCACACAGGAGGCACCAGGCUGCUGGGUCUCUGGAUACCUCUAGACGAUGCCACCACGAAUAACGGGUGUCUCUGGUUCAUCCCUGGAUCCCACAGGGAACCUGCCACUUUGUUCAUGAACAGGAACGAGGCAAACACGGCGUGUGAGUUUGUGGGGGAGAAGAAUGCGAACUAUGAGGAGGAUGAUAAGUAUGUGGUAGCGGAGGUUAAACGUGGGUCUUUAGUUCUUCUGGAUGGGGACGUGGUUCAUAAAUCGUAUUCGAACACUUCUGAUAAGCCGAGAAACGCUUUUACUUUCCAUUUGUAUGAGGGAGAAGGUGCUGAUUGGGGCGCUACUAAUUGGAAUCAGCCUACUGAUAAGGGAACUUUUGUGGAGCUGUACUGAUCUUUUGAAGAAUCGCUAUAAUUUCUACUUUUUAGUGAGGAAAUCACUUUGUUUCGCUAUGGUUUAGAUAUAUGAGAAUUCUACUACUGAGAUGUUUUUAUUGUAUGCCGCUUAUUGCUUUACUGGAUUUAUAGGUUUUAUGUUUUAUGACAGAGAUUUAUUUUUAAGAGAUCCUUUGGACAUUAAUUUCAGUGAUAGUCAUGAUUAAUAUUACCUAUAUUAAUUGAUUUAAAAUUUGAUUUUUUAU
Molecule: messenger RNA, 1164 nt
Organism: Bolinopsis microptera
Lineage: Eukaryota; Metazoa; Ctenophora; Tentaculata; Lobata; Bolinopsidae
Product: phytanoyl-CoA dioxygenase domain-containing protein 1-like
Exons: 1
Coding region: 30-917 (295 amino acids)
Source: RefSeq, a predicted model, not a curated record